This is a messenger RNA of Eurytemora carolleeae, 1912 nucleotides long. RefSeq names its product serine/threonine-protein phosphatase 2A 65 kDa regulatory subunit A alpha isoform. The transcript has 18 exons. Gene Ontology annotation, molecular function: protein phosphatase regulator activity; protein binding. NCBI's taxonomy places the organism in Eukaryota, Metazoa, Arthropoda, Copepoda, Calanoida, Temoridae. The coding region runs from base 55 to 1818 and encodes 587 amino acids. Gene Ontology annotation, cellular component: cytoplasm; protein phosphatase type 2A complex. Gene Ontology annotation, biological process: protein dephosphorylation. The record is from RefSeq and is a predicted model, not a curated record.
CAAACUAGUAAAAUUUUUAAAUGUUCUUGAAGACAGCUUCUCCUGUCAGAAAAGAUGGCUAGAGAAUCCGGAGACGAUUCUCUGUAUCCAAUUGCUGUUCUCAUCGACGAACUCCGAAAUGAAGAUGUUCAGCUCAGAUUGAACUCGAUAAAGAAGCUCUCGACGAUCGCACUCGCACUCGGAGUUGAGAGAACUCGUUCCGAACUCAUUCCUUUCCUCACCGAUACAAUCUACGACGAGGAUGAGGUUUUGUUGGCUCUUGCUGAGCAGCUCGGCACCUUUACCCCUCUGGUAGGAGGGAAGGAACAUGUUCACUGUCUCCUCCCUCCCCUCGAGUCCCUCGCUACGGUCGAGGAGACCAUAGUCAGGGACAAGGCGGUCGACAGCCUCAGAACUAUUGCCGAGGAACAUUCUCCACAGGAUCUAGAGGAUCAUUUCGUGCCCCUUGUUAAGCGUCUCAGUGGUGGAGAUUGGUUUACAAGUAGGACCUCGGCUUGUGGACUCUAUGCUUGUUGCUAUGCAAGGGUUUCUUCCGGAGUGAAGGCAGAGUUGAGAACUAUGUUUAGGAAUCUCUGCCAGCAGGAUGAUACACCUAUGGUCCGGCGUGCUGCCAGCGGAAAACUAGGAGAGUUUGCCAAGGUUGUAGAAGUGGAUUAUCUUAAAUCUGAUCUUGUUCCCCUCUUCGUUAAUCUUGCUCAGGAUGAACAGGACUCUGUCCGCCUGCUUGCUGUAGAAGCUUGUAUAUCUAUUGCUGGUAUACUCCAACAUGAGGACAAGGAACAGCUUGUCCUCCCAACCCUCCGCCAGUGUGUAGAGGACAAAUCUUGGAGGGUCAGGUUUAUGGUUGCGGAUAAGUUUACUGAACUACAGGCUGCUGUAGGAAAAGAAAUUACUAAAACCGACCUGGUUCCAGCCUUCCAGUCCUUACUCAAGGAUUGCGAGGCGGAGGUACGCGCUGCCGCCGCGCACAAGAUGAAGGAGUUCUGCCUCGCGCUUGACAAAUCUAUCCAGGAGGAGGUCAUCAUGACGCAUCUUCUCCCCUGCGUCAAGGAGCUUGUCACUGACGCAAACCAACACGUUAAGUCCGCCAUGGCGUCUGUUAUCAUGGGACUAUCUCCUAUUCUAGGAAAGACGAACACUAUUGAGCACCUUCUCCCCCUGUUCCUCUCCCAGUUGAAGGAUGAGUGCCCGGAGGUCAGGUUAAACAUCAUCUCUAACCUAGACUGCGUCAACGAGGUCAUUGGGAUCCAGCAGCUCAGUCAGUCCUUGCUUCCAGCAAUAGUAGAACUUGCUGAAGAUACUAAAUGGAGGGUCAGGUUGGCUAUUAUUGAGUACAUGCCUCUGUUGGCUGGUCAGCUUGGAGUAGAGUUCUUCAAUGAGAAGCUCAACUCUCUCUGUAUGUCCUGGUUGAUAGAUCAGGUUUACGCCAUUCGCGAGGCAGCUGCAAACAAUUUGAAGAAGCUGGUUGAGAAAUUUGGAACUGAAUGGGCUCAGCAGACGGUCAUUCCCAAGGUGAUCGCGAUGUCCAAGGAUCAGAAUUACUUGCACAGGAUGACUUGUCUCUUCUGCAUAGAUGUACUUGGAGAGGUUUGCGGAGCUGAUAUAACUGAACGUCUUCUUCUCCCAACUGUUCUAGCAAUGGCUGGAGAUAGUGUUGCUAACGUCAGGUUUAAUGUUGCGAAGACCCUGCAUCAUAUUAUUGCUGUUCUACCCAGCUCUACUACGCAAGGACAGGUUAAACCUUGUCUGGAGAAACUCAACAACGAUUCUGAUUUUGACGUGAGAUACUUCGCAUCCGAGGCCGCACUGGCGUACUAGAGGAUGGACGGGCGCAGAAGAGCGUUAAAGAAUGGUUCUAUAUGAAUACCCAGUGUAUGAUGAACAGGAUGAUUGUUGAUUUUAAGAUUAGUUU